AAGAAUCGUCUCUGCGCCGUGCUCCUGAUGGCUGCACGCUCGAUUUGUUUCCCAAACACCGAAGCCGACAUUCAGACUAUCAGCACUAAGCUCAUCAGCCAGGGCUUUGGGGCAUCGAGUUGUUCACACAUGCAAUGAGGUUGUCACGCUGGACAGCUCUUCUCUCUUUGAGUGUCUUGCCACAGGAAAUUGACGCAGCAGCCCCGGCUGGUGACCCAGUAUCGGCAGUCAUCUGUGCGCCUACAAACGGUACCACUAUCUGCAAUACGGUCUUCGAGUUCAGUCCGACAACCAUAUGUACACCUAUCAACGGUAUUACUACGUGCAGUACGGUCUUCCAGUCUACGUCGACAGCGACAAGCUCAUCAACUAGUCCCGCCGUGACUACUCCAACCAGUGCCCCAAACUCCUCUAGCUCGCCAACGACUUCAAUCAUUACCAGCAGUGUUUCAAGUCCCACCGCUACUGGUACCACAGCCUCCGUCAGUAGUCAGACUUCCAGCUCUCCGUAUGCAAAUGCUACACAACCUACCACCUCUGGGACUUCGAAAGCAGCAAAAUCGGAAAAUCAUCGUUUGCCCGGCGGUACUGUCGCUGGAAUAGCAAUAGCCUGUUCCAUUGGUGCCGCUCUUCUCGCAGCUGGCGCCGUUUUCUUCGUCAUGAAGGACACUGUGCGCAAAAGGCGUGGUAGCAACACAGAGUUCUAUCCUCUAGCACCCACCUCUGCAAGGUCGCGGAGUCGGAAGAACGGAGGAGUCCAUUCGAAGGAUGGGAGACAGCUCGAAGUAUCAGCUCAAGAGGUCAGUGUUGAGAAUGCUCUGGAGCAGCCAAAAGACGACGGUACAGUCAAGCAGUCGAUCGCGUCCUUGUUUAAAGCCAUCGAGGACCAUGUGGACAAUUUCUACCUCGACAAACCUGUCAAGAAUAUCUCCGAGCCGGCACAACAGAACAAUCGCCAGCAGGAUUUGCCUACUGGCAUCAAGUCCCAGACUGAUAUCGAUUUUGCCUCCGUGCUCUCUGAUCCUCUCUCAAGGUCUUCUGCUAUUGUUGGCCUCAUCUGUGCCGAGCUUCUUGAUGCGAUGGAUUUCUUUGGCACACCAGAAAGAUCUUUAUUGCCUGAGAUAGUGGCCAACUUCCUCCACGGCUCAGCUGCGAGAGGUCAAGACAACCAACGAAGCCGUCUCUACCUUUCAAGGUGGAGGACCGGCACUGCAUAUCUUCUUGGAGCCUCAGAGUCACCCCAAGACAAAGAGCACAGGUUGAAAGUCACUGGGGUUCUCGUUGCUGAGCUGGACGCCAUUAUUCGGCCGUAUUGCAAACCCCAGCUUGACAACGAGAGGCGAGACCACCUCCUCAAGCUCUGCAAGCGAGCUCAUGAACUAGGGCUUCUGCUCCUGUCUCAGCCAGCCGAGUGGCGAUUCUACUGGGGCCAGAAGUCGCGUCGACCUGAGCAGCAAAGUCAAAGACCAGAGAGGGGCAGGAGAGAACCCUUGGUGGUUCAGCCGCAAGUCUGCAGACUCACGGACAACAUGGCUCGUUUGUUAGACCGACCACUAGUGAUUUUGGAGCGCCACGUCCUGCAUUAGACAUUGGAUGCCAAGAAGGGCCAUGUUGGGAUGUCUGAUCACUGCAUAUGGUACUCUUGCUCUGAAGGCUCGCCUGUUGGCUGGAAAAGAUGUGCUCGUUUUUCCUUCAGUGGUGGCAUGACCAGGGUUUUGUGUCAAGGCUGGUCAGGGUAACAUUUGACUU
Molecule: messenger RNA, 1749 nt
Organism: Exophiala viscosa
Lineage: Eukaryota; Fungi; Ascomycota; Eurotiomycetes; Chaetothyriales; Herpotrichiellaceae
Exons: 2
Coding region: 135-1586 (483 amino acids)
Source: RefSeq, a predicted model, not a curated record